AUGAGUAUUGAUCUAUCCUUUAAGAACCUCGAAAUAUUAGAUUAGUCCUUAAAUCUAAAUAAUUACGUAAUUACUUAUCCUAUUCGCUUAAAGACAAUUAUAAAUUUAUAAGGCAAUAAUUUCAAGGGCGAGCAAUCCUACAUCCAAUAACUCAAGGUUUAGCAUCUCAACUUGUCAUUCAAUAACAUUGAACAAAUGUGGUUAUUACCUUCGUCUCUAAUAACAUUGGAAAUCAACAAUAAUUUGCUCUAAAAUUUAUCAAGUAUUGAAAUCAUAGCAUAAUUAUUAGAUAUCUCUCAUCUCAAAAAUUUGAAGUUGAUUGAUUUAUCUAACAAUUUAUUAUAGAGUGUUCAUUGGUUUAGUAAUUUGACCCAAUUAACUCAUCUAUUUCUGAAGAAUAACAAAGUAAGAUAUAUAAGGAUAUUGUAGAUUAAAACAAUUGAAUAACUUAGGAACUUGCCCUAGUUAAUUGAGGUGGAUUUGGAGUGCAAUGACUUGAAAAAUGUAGCUGAAGUACAUUAUUUAGAAACUUAAUCCAAAAUCAAUAUCAUAAAUUUGUUUGGAAAUCCAGUGUUCGAAGGAUUACAAUUAAAAAUAUUAAAUGUUGUUGAGAAAAAUUGCCAUUGUAGAUCAGAACAAAUAUAUACCCAAUCAGAAAUAUACAAAAAGAGAAAUUAAUAGAUUGAUGACAUUGAUUUGUUUGAUGAAUAGGCCAGUGAAAAGUAAUCUGACCUUUAACCUUAAACAAUGACAUAAAAAAAAUAUACUAAGUCUCUCUCUCCUUUGAAUAAGCAAUUACCAUAAUUUUAUGAUCCCAAAUCUAGCAAAUACGUUACUUUCCAUGAUGUCUUAAGAUAAAAGUAACGCAACAUCACUAAUACAAACUAUGAUGUAAAAUAAUAAAAUGUGACUACUACAAAUACUAAUAUGACCAUUAAUAACAGGUAAACUAUGGAUUAACUAAAGUAACAAAAUGAAAACUUAAAGAAAGAUUAUAUGAAAUUAAAAUAAAAGUUUGAAUAAUCUUAGAAAUAAAACUAAAGCUUUUUUCAAGAAAUCGAGAGUUACAAAGAAUCGUUGAAUGGAUUAUUAUUAUAAUUCAAUAUUCCUAUUUAAGAAGAUGAAGCUUCAGUCAGAUCUUUGUUAGAUUAAUUGGAAAUUGCAUUGAUGACUUUCAUCAAAGAGACUAGAAAACAAAGUAUAGAAUAAAUCAAUAGCAUGAUGAUGCGAAUGGGAAAUAAAGUCAAGGUGAUGAGCAGUCAAAUUGAAAUUACGACCUUAAAAAAAUGUUGUGAAUAUACUGAAAAGAUUAAGAAUAUAGAAUUGGCAUUGUCUAAACUUGCAGAUGUGGUUGUAGAAUAGUAAUACUUAUAAUAAUAAUUAUUAGAAAACAAUAAAUAAUAAAACUUCAAAGGCAAAGAGUUCAUUCACCUUUACAAAGGCAAUGCUUGA
Paramecium tetraurelia is the source of this 1452-nucleotide messenger RNA. RefSeq lists its product as uncharacterized. The record is from RefSeq and is a predicted model, not a curated record. Gene Ontology annotation, molecular function: protein binding; cytoskeletal motor activity. Gene Ontology annotation, cellular component: cytoplasm. The transcript is spliced from 2 exons. Lineage: Eukaryota; Ciliophora; Oligohymenophorea; Peniculida; Parameciidae.